Temnothorax curvispinosus is the source of this 2396-nucleotide messenger RNA. RefSeq names its product myotubularin-related protein 6 (gene Mtmr6). The transcript has 13 exons. The record is from RefSeq and is a predicted model, not a curated record. Gene Ontology annotation, molecular function: metal ion binding; phosphatase activity. Bases 300 to 2306 code for a protein of 668 amino acids. Gene Ontology annotation, biological process: dephosphorylation. Lineage: Eukaryota; Metazoa; Arthropoda; Insecta; Hymenoptera; Formicidae.
CUCGUCGAAAAAAAAUUUCUGCUCCGAUUGUGUACACGAAGUGCAUCGAUUGUUGCACACAUACUGCAAUCUGUCACCAUCUGUCACUUUUAAAGGGAAUGGCAGUAGUAACCUCGCCUAUUAACUCAAGAUAUCUGAUCGAGUGUUCGCGUAUGCUUAGAACGAAUGAUUAUUUUUUAAUUCGCCGCUAUCAUGAAGCUCGGAUGAUGUGCACGCGCGUGUGUCGAUCGUUAUAAGCCUAAAUAAAAUAUAUAGCCGUUUGAUAUCGCACGUACAAGUUUUUUUUUAAAGCUACAAAGAUGGAUCAGAUAAAGGUCUCUAAGGUGGAGAACGUGAGGAUGCUAGAUAAGUACAGCAACAAUCAUUCCAUCGGUACGCUCUACCUUACAGUGACGCAUCUUGUCUUUAUUGAAAGAAGUGGCAAAAAGAAGAUAUGGGUGUUAUAUACGCAUAUUGCUAAUAUAGAGAAACAGCCAUUGACGACCACAGGAUCACCAUUGUACAUCAAGUGCAAGCAUUUCUUCAUCGUCACAUUUGUCAUCCCGAAGGAACGCGAUUGCCACGAGAUUUAUCUCACAUUAUUAAAAUUAUCCUGCCCAGCCAGUGUAGAAGAUUUAUAUUGCUUCAAUUAUCAAGAGAGUAAAGAUACGCUACCUAAGCAUGCUGGAUGGAAUUUCUUCAAUGUGCAAAGUGAAUUUCAACGGCAAGGUGUCCCGAACGAGGAGUGGUCACUCUCGUAUUUAAAUACUAAUUAUGAACUUUGUGAUACUUAUCCAAGGUACUUAUACGUUCCCAGUGCUUCUACUAAAAACAUUUUAUUAGGCAGCGCAAAGUUUAGAAGCAGAGGGAGGCUACCAGUUUUAACAUAUUUGCACUCAAACAAGGCUGCCAUUUGUCGCUGCAGUCAACCACUCUCGGGAUUUAGUGCAAGAUGUCCCGAAGAUGAAGAAAUGAUGCAUAAUAUAUUGUGUACAAAUCCUAAUUCGCGGUAUAUGUAUGUUGUCGAUACAAGGCCACGGAUUAAUGCCUUUGCUAACAGAGCUGCAGGAAAAGGAUAUGAAAACGAAAACUUCUAUGACAAUAUCAAAUUUCAUUUCUUCGGGAUAGAGAACAUUCAUGUGAUGAGAACGAGUUUAAAUAAGCUUUUGGACCUACAAAGAUCGACCUCCAUGAGUGCAUUCUUAAGCGGCCUAGAAAGCAGCGGCUGGUUAAAGCAUAUUCGCUCUAUUCUGGAAACCGCUUGGUUUAUCGCACGUGCAGUUUCGAACGGAGUGAGCGUGGUAGUGCAUUGUAGCGAUGGAUGGGACCGCACUGCGCAAGUGUGCUCUCUAGCUGCAUUACUGUUGGAUCCAUUUUACAGAACCAUCCAAGGCUUUCAAGCUUUAAUAGAAAAGGAUUGGUUGUCAUUUGGUCAUAAAUUUAGUGACCGCUGUGGCUAUGUCAGUAGCGAUGGUAAAGAACUCGCACCGAUAUUUACACAGUUUAUCGACGCAACGUACCAGUUGCUACAGCAAUUUCCAUAUAAAUUUCAAUUUAAUGAAUAUUUUCUUUUGACGUUACACGAUCAUGUACAUAGUUGUCAAUACGGCACAUUUAUCGGAAAUUCGGAAAAAGAAAGGCAAAUGUUGAGAUUAUCCGAACGAACGUAUUCGUUGUGGGGUUAUUUAGCAAAUAAUAUGAACGAGUAUAUAAACCCAAUCUACAGAUGCAAUCGUUACAAUAACGAGGACACUGUUGACAUUCUUCAACCUAAAUUGGCACCCCAAUCUAUCGUUCUUUGGAGAGGCUUGUACUUCAGAUUUGAAAAUGGAAUACAUCCUAGAGAAACAUGCGAAGACUUAAUUCUGACAAUUCACGAUCACACAAGUUCUUUGGAGGAUCACGUGAAGCUUUUGUUAAAACGAGUCAAUUCUUUGGGGCAACUUUUGAAUACGAAUAACGCUCAGAAAAAGGGAAAGCAUAAAUUUGAUAAUAAAUUCAUGAAGGAUUCUUUAUCGGAGACUAUAAUAGAGAACACCGCAAAUCACGACGAGAAGACGAGAGCUAAACUAAAAGCAAAUCAAUUGGAGAAUGAAUUGAAGACGGUCGCUUUAGAAUGGAAAUCGUCGCGAAACAUGGAAGAAUGUGGAUGUUCUACCACAUUUGAUGCUUUUAACAAAAAGCAUCAUUGUUGGUCCUGCGGUGAUGUACUAUGCACAAGAUGCAUGGCGGUGCACACUAAAUUACCUGGUCAUCUGUCGCAGCGUGCCGUACCUACAUGCAAAUCGUGCUACCAAAGUUUCGGCAUAUCUGCCGCUAGUCCUUAAACGUGCUUUAUUUAACGCAGACUUGCUUAUAAUUCACAUUUGUACACAUGUCUUUUGAGCGAACCAAUGAAGAAACUUAGCACACAUCAA